Pseudogymnoascus destructans is the source of this 754-nucleotide messenger RNA. RefSeq lists its product as uncharacterized. The coding region runs from base 1 to 711 and encodes 236 amino acids. The record is from RefSeq and is a predicted model, not a curated record. Lineage: Eukaryota; Fungi; Ascomycota; Leotiomycetes; Thelebolales; Thelebolaceae. The transcript has 3 exons.
AUGGCUCCCAAGCCGAAGGGGAAGGCUCUAGUUGCUACGCCUCGCAAGCGACCAGCGGCCCAGAUGUCCGGCUCUCCUGAGUCGCAGGCGCCCGCCACGCCUGUUCCUUCUGGUGUCGCCUCCCCCACAUCACGUUCUCGCACUGUCCGUCCGUAUCGCUCGCCUGAAGUCGAGGGUGAAGCUGAGGAGCUCGAGGGCUCCGUCGUUCCUGAGUCUGAGGCUCCAAAGGGUGAGCGCACCGUGCUUGGGUGGAAGGUUGCUGCCCGCUGUGAGGUUCCCGAUUCUGCGGGACGCCUUCGCGCUGGCUCCCGCCCGUGCUGCGUAAAGUGUGCGCACACGUAUUACAACUUCCCGGGCCAGAUGUGCUGGGUCCCUUCCGGCAUGGCCAAAUGCGCGGACUGCCUUCGGGGCAACCACGCGUGCGUUCCGGCUGCUGCCAAGCCAGCCGAGGAUAAGGGAGUCGCUGGACCUCCUAAGGAGAAGGAAAUCGCUGGGCUUUCUGAGGUCGUCGCGCGUAAUGCUGACGAUCCCCGCCAGGCUCUCCUACAUCACGCCGAGAGCCUUGUGGAGCUGGGCAAGGCGAAGACUGAAGGUCUCAAGGCCGCCACUCAGGUCUUCCACGCUUCUGUCGACAAGGUCCUUGAUGCCUACCAAUCUGGGCUCGAGGAGUACGUCAACACCAUGAAGUUCCUCGUGGAGCCCCGCACCUAGUGAUGCCAGCCCCUCCCCUCAUGCCCUCGCCAAUCGAUCUGGA